AUGGAGGCUGAGCCGGGUGGCGGUGGCCUGGGCCAAGCAGUGUGCAUCAUGACGGGCGCCUCGUGGGGCUUGGGCCGGAGACUGGCGUGCCUGCUGGCUCCACAGCUGGUGCCCGGCUCGGCCCUGCUGCUGGUGGUGCUCUCGGCCAGCGCCCUGGGCGAGCUGGAGGAUGACCUGCAUGCUGCCUGCCCAGCGCUGCGUGUGCAGGGCUUGCCUGCUGACCUGGCCUCAGACAAGGGGCUGCAGCGUGUGCUCCAGGCCAGGCAGGCACUCCACAGUGGGGCUGGCUGGCUCCAGUGGCUUCUUCUCAUCAACAACGCCGGUGAGCACCCUCCCGUUUGA
Molecule: messenger RNA, 342 nt
Organism: Rhineura floridana
Lineage: Eukaryota; Metazoa; Chordata; Lepidosauria; Squamata; Rhineuridae
Product: sepiapterin reductase-like
Exons: 1
Coding region: 1-342 (113 amino acids)
Biological process (GO): tetrahydrobiopterin biosynthetic process
Molecular function (GO): sepiapterin reductase (NADP+) activity
Source: RefSeq, a predicted model, not a curated record